Brassica napus (rape) is the source of this 1645-nucleotide messenger RNA. RefSeq lists its product as uncharacterized. Lineage: Eukaryota; Viridiplantae; Streptophyta; Magnoliopsida; Brassicales; Brassicaceae. The transcript has 3 exons. The annotation marks the transcript as partial. The record is from RefSeq and is a predicted model, not a curated record.
AUGAACAGUGCCGACGGCUCAGGGUUGGGAUUUGUCUCAGAAAAGGCUGCUAGUUUUGGAGGCAUGAGGGAUUUUGGCUGUGGUUCCUCAAAGAAGCGUAACGUGACAUCCCCUUACAAAAAGAGCAGAGUAAUCGACAUUUCAGAUGAGGAUGAACUGGUGAGGGAAGUGGAGAAAUUAGAGGAGACAAUCAUGAGUGAAGGUGUUAAAGGAGGGAGUGGCAAAGGCGAGGAUGAGAGUGGUUUUAAUUUGGUAACAGAUGAAGAAGAUAACUUUGAAGUGGACGAGAUUUCAGUGAGGCUUAGAGGUUACGACAAGGAGUUCUGGUCACCUUUACUAGCUGGAGAUUACGGGGGUUCUGCUGCUGUUAAUGUUGUUUACAAUGAGGAAGAGAUUGUUGAGGAUUUAACGAAGAAGAAAGGGCCUCAGGUGGGUGGUGGUAGCGGGGGAGAAGAUAAAGCGAAAGAUGAGAUGCCGGAGGAGGCUAAUCCUUGUAGUGGAGGCGUGGUGUUAACAGGAACAAUGAGCCCAAACGAAGACUUGAAGACAUCGAUGAUGAAGAAGUUUGAUGCCGCUGAAAUCCCCGAUAUGGACGUGGAUGAGCAUGAUGGUAAGAUUGAAGUUGGCAAGGUUUUUGGAAGCAAAGAGGAUUGUCAGAUAGCUCUAGCUAUCUAUGCCAUAAAGAAGCAGUUCAAGUUCACGCAGACGAGGACAAAGAUAGAUUCAUUCGUUGUUGAGUGUCCUGAUAGUAGAUGUGAUUGGCGAGUAACAGCACACAAAGUCAGGGGCUGUGGGUAUUAUGAGAUAAGGAAGGCACAACUUGAUCAUAGCUGUCCAAUUGAGUUUCGUAGUGGGUACAAGAGCAAGGCGACAUCUCGUGUGAUAGCUGCAGUUUACAAGGCAAAAUUUGGAGACUCGGGUAAGCUGCCGGUGGCUAGGGAGUUGCAAAAACUUGUUUUAGAGGAUCUGCGGGUGGACGCCUCCUACAUGAAGUGCUAUAGGGCGAAGGAGCAGGGCGUUUUGGGAUUGCGUGGUUCUGAUGAAGACUCUUACUUGAAGCUGCCGGAGUAUUUGUAUAUGUUGAAGCUGGCAAAUCCCGGUACUAUUGCUGAUUUGGAAACUGAUGUAGAUGACGACGGGGACGAACGUUUUCUAUAUUUGUUUCUAGCUUUUGGUGCUUUAAUUAGUGGGUUUAGGAAGCUGAGGCAUGUUUUGGUUAUUGACGGUACACACCUCAGUGGCAAGUACAAAGGAGUGUUGUUAACCGCUAGUGGGCAGGAUGCAAAUUUUCAAAUAUUCCCACUUGCAUUUGCAGUCGUGGACAGUGAGGAUGAGGAUGCUUGGACAUGGUUUCUUCAGAAAGUUGAGAGGAUUCUAUGUGAUUCUCCUUCUCUAGCGAUUAUUUCAGACAGGGCUGUGAGCAUAUCUAAUGCAGUAAGUAAGAUCUACCCUCAGGCCAAGCAUGGGGCUUGCAUUAUUCAUCUUGCUAGGAAUGUGAAUUCGAGAUUCUCGAGUAAGAACCUUGCAAAGAUGGCUACUCCCGCUGCGAUGGCACAUAGUGCGGGGGAGUUCAGAGAUUAUUACGGGAAGAUUAGGGCGGCUAACAGUGCGUGUGGCAUUUAUCUGGGACAUGUUGGUGUUGCUC